Chionomys nivalis (European snow vole) is the source of this 1312-nucleotide messenger RNA. RefSeq names its product PIN2 (TERF1) interacting telomerase inhibitor 1 (gene Pinx1). Gene Ontology annotation, molecular function: nucleic acid binding; telomerase inhibitor activity. The coding region runs from base 119 to 1114 and encodes 331 amino acids. Gene Ontology annotation, biological process: regulation of ribosome biogenesis. Lineage: Eukaryota; Metazoa; Chordata; Mammalia; Rodentia; Cricetidae. The transcript has 7 exons. The record is from RefSeq and is a predicted model, not a curated record. Gene Ontology annotation, cellular component: nucleolus.
CCCAGUGCAGCCUUCUACCCGGCGUGCGCGCCCAGGAGUCUUCUGUCUCAUUCUCUCUUCAGACUCCUCAUAACCUCUGGGCUCCCGACCGGAGGCAGCGCUCGGCCAACUUGCGACAAUGUCGAUGCUGGCGGAGCGUCGGCGGAAGCAGAAAUGGACUGUGGAUCCCAGAAACACUGCAUGGAGUAACGAUGAUUCCAAGUUUGGCCAGAGGAUGCUUGAGAAGAUGGGGUGGUCUAAAGGAAAGGGUUUGGGGGCUCAGGAGCAAGGAGCCACAGAACAUAUUAAAGUUAAAGUUAAGAACAAUAACCUGGGACUCGGAGCUACCAACAAUAACGAAGACAACUGGAUUGCUCACCAGGAUGACUUCAACCAGCUUUUGGCAGCACUCAACACUUGCCACAGUCAGGAAACAGCAGAUUCCUCAGACAACAAGGAAAAGAAAUCUUUUAGCCUUGAAGAAAAAUCUAAAACCUCCAAAAACCGGGUUCAUUAUAUGAAAUUCACCAAAGGGAAGGAUCUGUCCUCUCGGAGCGAAACAGACCUGGACUGCAUUUUUGGGAAAAGGAAGAACAAGAAAACUGCUCAGGAUGGCUGCAGCACCUCCACUGCAGACGAGGUGGACACCUCCAUGACUACGACCACAACCAGUGCCUUCACCAUCCAGGAAUAUUUUGCCAAGAGGAUGGAGCAGUUAAAGAACAAGCCACAGGCCUUGACUCCAGAGCCUGACAUUUCAGAGACUUCUGUUGAAUGGAAAAAGGGGAAGAAAAAAACCAAAGAGGCAGCAGGCACAGAUGUGGAGAACUCUCCCCAACACAAAACGAAGCAACAUAAAAAGAAAAAGCGUGUGGAAGCAGAGAUGGCGCCUGUGGCCAAGAAGAGAGACCGAGCUGAGCUGCAGCCUACAUGCCCCAGUGGGGACGAGUGUUCCGAUGCCUCUGACGAAAUUGCAGAAGAUUGUCUGCAACCCCCUGACAGCCAGGGUGAUGCCCCAAAGUCCAAGAAGAGGAAAGCAAAGAAAAAGCUGCAAAAGCUAGAAGGGGCAGAAAUAGACACCACACUAGACAAAGCACUCCUGAAAAAGAAGAAGAAGAAGAAGGCUUCCAGAUGACCUCUCAUUAGCCAGGGCCUCUGACCACUUGGCUGUCAGCACCCUUCAGGGCAAACGCUCUGGCCUGAAGUCAGCACAGUGAACCCCAGGCAGCUCAGCAGCUUUUAACAUGCCCAUGGGUUGCCAGCUCUCACCCUCUCACCAUGCUUCCCCCAAGCCACCUUCCUGAGAGAACUGACUUGAACGUUCUAGAUCAUG